UCGUAUCAGAAUCCAAUAAGCAUUUAAUAUAUUAGUUUCCAUCUUACUUUAGUUUGUAAUUUAUUACAAUAUGGUAAAAUUUAAUUUAGAGGUUAAAGCAUCCUUAGAAAAUGUAGAAAAGCUUUCAAGUGGACAGGACCACACCUGGUUUUUGAAAAUAAAAUGUACUAGUUGUGGGGAAACAUCUGACAAAUGGCAUGAUUUAUGCCUUUCAGAAACAACUUCCCAUGCCCACGAGAAAUCAGAAAUGAAUUUCCAUAUGAAAUGUAAAUUGUGCAGCAGGGAGAACUGGAUGAACAUUAUACCUGAUAGUUUUAAAGAUUAUACGAACUCUGACUCAGAGAAGUAUAAGCAAAUUGUUACAUUUGAUUGCCGAGGAUUAGAGCCUGUAGAUUUUAGUCCUCGGGAUGGCUGGUCAGUCUCAAUUGAAGAAGGAGGGACAUUUGACAAUGUAGACCUUACUGAUAAAGAAUGGAAUGAUUACGAUGAGAAGAUUGGUCAACCAGUUGGAAUAUAUGAAUUUGAAUCGAGAAUAGUUAAGACAAAAUGAAGAUUUAACACUAAAUUUGCUAUAAAGUUAAUUCUGAA
This is a messenger RNA of Ctenocephalides felis (cat flea), 588 nucleotides long. Its product is annotated as UPF0587 protein GA18326-like. Gene Ontology annotation, molecular function: zinc ion binding. The coding region runs from base 71 to 550 and encodes 159 amino acids. The transcript has a single exon. NCBI's taxonomy places the organism in Eukaryota, Metazoa, Arthropoda, Insecta, Siphonaptera, Pulicidae. The record is from RefSeq and is a predicted model, not a curated record.